AGAGUGCGAGAGUACAGCCUCCGUGUGUGUGUUAGUGUGUAGAUGUGAGUGUACGGUGAGGAAUUCAGCUGCUGGAUGAGUUUUCUCUGCGAGAAAAACUUAUUUUUUUGGCGUCCACGUCUUGAAGCGAGGAGGACAAAUGCGAAAAUGCGAGAAGAAAUCCAGGAAGAGGCGAGCGAGUGCUUAUUAAAAAUUCAGCGCGGGAGAACAGACGUUAUUACCCGUUCGGAGGACUUGUGGCAGCACCGAGGAUAAACUCCACUUCUAACGGGCUAAAGCGUUGUUGAAUGGGGUGAAACGAAGCGGAUUUUUUCCCUCCUAAAGAUAGCAAGUCCAGGAAGAAAAAAAAUUCAAGCGGUCGAAACCCAGAAGGAAAGGGGAGUAAAAAGGGGGCAAAGAAAACGCCCUGCUUUGCUGCCUGUUGCUGGUAAAUUCAAACUUUAUCGCCAAGUUUAAAAAAUGCAUCUUCCACUUAACGAGAGGUGAUAGUUCAAGUCGUCAUUCCUAGCUUAAAGCCGGGCGGGUUUGCUAACUGACGGCCCCCUCUCACUUGGCAAGUUUUAUGUUUUUGGAAGCAUUGGGAAUAUUUUCUCCUCGUUGUGCACACCAUUCCUGUUGGAAGCGAUUUGGGUGGGCUGGGAGCCCAAAGGCUGCUCCGCCAGGCCUGCGGCCAUUAGCCAGGAACAAAGAGGGUUCACAUGUAAACUCAAACAGUUUGGAAAAGCCUCUUCAUUAGUUUUUAAAACCCAACUUUUAACCACCAACGACGGCGCAGUCAUGUCGCUGGGCGCCGAGAGGAGGAUGGAAACCCGGCUGAAGAAGCUGGAGGACAUGAUCAGAGACCCCAGAUCUGCCAUAAACCUGGAAAGUUUACUGGACUCCAUGAAUGCGCUGGUCUUAGACUUGGGCUACCCUGCACUACGAAAGAACAAAAACAUUGAGACCUUCUUAAACAGAUAUGAGAAAGUCAUUGGCCAGAUUCGAGAUCUGCAGAUGAAGUCUGAAGACUUUGACAGAGUUAAAGUGAUUGGCCGAGGAGCAUUUGGUGAAGUGCAACUGGUCAGACAUAAAGCCUCACAGAAGGUCUACGCAAUGAAGCUGCUCAGCAAAUUUGAGAUGAUAAAACGCUCAGACUCAGCAUUCUUCUGGGAAGAGAGAGAUAUCAUGGCUUUUUCCAACAGUCCCUGGGUUGUGCAGUUGUGCUCUGCCUUCCAAGAUGACCACUACCUCUACAUGGUGAUGGAGUACAUGCCAGGAGGCGACCUGGUUAACCUCACCAGCACCUAUGAUGUACCGGAGAAGUGGGCCAAGUUCUACACAGCGGAGGUGGUGAUGGCCCUGGACGCCAUUCACUCCAUGGGCUUCAUUCACCGCGAUGUGAAGCCAGACAACAUGCUGCUGGACAGACUCGGACACCUGAAGCUGGCUGACUUUGGCACUUGCAUGAAAAUGGACUCUACCGGCAUGGUGCACUGUGACACAGCUGUUGGGACUCCAGACUACAUCUCGCCAGAAGUGCUAAAAUCCCAGGGAGGAGAUGGCUAUUAUGGGAGAGAAUGCGACUGGUGGUCCGUAGGGGUCUUCAUUUACGAGUUGCUCGUCGGUGACACGCCGUUCUACGCAGACUCUUUGGUGGGAACAUACAGUAAAAUCAUGGACCACAAGAACUCCCUCAAUUUUCCAGAUGAUGUGGAGAUCUCCAACAAUGCCAAGAAUAUCAUCUGUGCCUUCCUGACUGACAGGGAGGUGCGAUUAGGCAGAAACGGCGUGGAGGAAAUCAAGCGACAUCCUUUCUUCAAAAAUGACCAGUGGACCUUUGACACCAUCAGAGACACGGUUGCCCCUGUGGUCCCAGAGCUGAGCAGUGACAUAGACACCAGCAACUUUGAUGAGAUAGAAGACGACAAAGGCGAUGUAGAAACCUUCCCCACACCUAAGGCAUUUGUCGGCAAUCAGUUACCCUUUGUUGGCUUCACCUACUUCAAAGAAGACCAGUUAUUAAAUGCUUCCAACAACUCAGUGGCUCAUGAGAAUUCAAAAGGGGAGUCAGCAGCACUGCAGAAGAAACUUCGCCACCUAGAGAUGCAGAUGAAUAAUGACAAGCAAGUCAAAGAUGAUCUAGAGCAAAAAUACAGGGCCACCACCACUCGUCUGGAAAAGCUCUCCAAAGAACUUGAGGAAGAGGUGAGCAGCAGAAAGAACCUGGAGUCGAGUCUGAGGCAGCUGGAGAGGGAGAAGGCUCUGCUGCAGCACAAAAGCCUGGAGAGCCACCGCAAGGCUGAGAGCGAGGCCGACAGGAAGCGCUGUCUGGAGAACGAAGUCAACAGCCUCAGAGACCAGCUGGAUGACAUGAAGAAGCGAAACCAAAACUCUCACAUUUCCAAUGAGAAGAACAUUCACCUCCAGAAACAGUUGGAAGAAGCCAACACGUUGUUGCGGGCCGAGACGGAGGCGGCGACGAGGCUCCGCAAAGCCCAAACUGAGAGCAGCAAGCAGCUGCAGCAGCUGGAGGCCAACGUGCGCGAGCUGCAGGACAAAUGCUGCCUGCUGGAGCGCAGCAAGCUGAGUCUGGAGAAGGAAUGCAUCAGCCUGCAGGCUGCGCUAGAGACGGAAAGGAGGGAGCACAGCCAGGGCUCGGAAACCAUCACUGACCUGAUGGGACGCAUUUCUGGCCUGGAAGAGGAGGCCCGUCAGCAGAAACAGGCUUUAUCCAAAGCUGAGACUGAGAAGAGGCAGCUUCAAGAGAAACUCACUGAUCUGGAGAAGGAGAAGAGCAACAAGGAGAUCGAUUUGACCUACAAGCUGAAGGUGCUGCAGCAGGAGCUGGAACAGGAGGAGGCCUCUCAUAAGGCCACCAGAGCAAUGCAGGCAGACAAGAGCAAGAUCAAGGUCACCAUCGAGGGCGCCAAGUCAGAGUCCAUGAAGGAGUUGGAGCAGAAGCUGGCAGAGGAGCGAGCUGCCAAACUGCGGCUGGAGAACAGAAUACUAGAGCUGGAGAAGCAGAGCAGCAUGAUGGACUGUGACAACAAACAGGCCCUGCAGAAGCUAGACGAGCUGCGCAGACACAAGGAUCACCUUACUGAGGAGGUGAAGAACCUGACACUGAAGAUCGAGCAGGAGACCCAGAAGCGUAACCUGACUCAGAACGACCUGAAGGCUCAAAACCAGCAGCUCAGUGCUCUGAAAACCUCCGAGAAGCAGCUCAAGCAGGAAACUAAUCACCUGCUGGAUAUUAAGCGCAGCUUGGAGAAGCAGAACCAGGAGCUGCGCAAAGAAAGACAGGACACAGAUGGACAAAUGAAGGAGUUACAAGACCAGUUAGAGGCUGAGCAGUAUUUCUCAACUCUCUAUAAGACCCAGGUUCGUGAGCUGAAGGAGGAAUGUGAGGAGAGGAACAAACUCUACAAAGAAGUGCAGCAGUCUCUGCAGGAGCUGCAGGAGGAGAGGGACUCUUUGGCAGCACAGCUGGAGAUCACUCUGACAAAGGCUGACUCGGAGCAGCUGGCGCGCUCCAUCGCUGAGGAGCAGUACUCCGACCUCGAGAAGGAGAAGAUAAUGAAGGAGCUGGAGCUGAAGGAGAUGAUGGCUCGCCAUCGCCAGGAGCUCUCCGAGAAGGACAUCACCAUCAGCUCUCUGGAAGAAGCUAAUAGGACCCUGACGAGUGAUGUCGCCAAUCUGGCCAAUGAGAAGGAGGAACUGAACAACAAACUGAAGGAGGCAAUAGAGGAAACUGAGAAGUCGAAGGACUGGGAGCAGCAGAUAAGCCAGAUGAAGCAGGCAUUUGAGAAGCAGCUGCAGUGCGAGAGGACGCUAAAAACCCAGGCCGUCAAUAAGCUGGCAGAGAUCAUGAACAGGAAGGAAGUGCGUGGCGGAGGCAGCCGCCGUGGUAACGACACAGACAUGCGGCGAAAGGAGAAGGAGAACAGGAAGCUGCAGCUUGAGCUCAGGUCAGAGAAGGAAAAGCUGAACAGCACCAUCAUCAAAUAUCAGAAGGAGAUCAACGAAAUGCAAGCACAACUGGCGGAUGAGAGCCAGAUGCGCAUUGAGAUGCAGAUGGCUCUGGACAGUAAGGACAGUGACAUUGAGCAGCUGAGAAAUCUCCUGCAGACGCUCAGUGUUCAGUCGAUGGACUCCGCCAGCGUCAGCAGCGGGCCCGAGUUUGAUGCUGAUGAUGCGUACACAGAAAUGAGGCUCGAGGGCUGGCUGUCUCUCCCCGUCAGAAACAAUACCAAGAAGUUUGGAUGGGAGAGAAAGUACGUUGUAGUAAGCAGCAAGAAGAUUCUUUUCUACAACAGCGAGCAAGACAAAGAGCAGUCCAUCCCCAACAUGGUGCUCGAUAUAGAUAAACUCUUCCAUGUGAGACCUGUUACUCAGACAGAUGUGUAUCGAGCUGACUCCAAAGAAAUUCCCAGGAUAUUCCAGAUUCUUUAUGCCAAUGAAGGUGAAAGCAAAAAGGAGCCAGAGUUUCCCGUGGAGCCGCAUCCCAUUGGAGAAAAGUCCAAUUACGUCUGCCACAAAGGCCACGAGUUCAUUCCCACCCUCUACCACUUCCCCACCAACUGUGAGGCCUGCACAAAGCCACUGUGGAACAUGUUCAAGCCGCCCCCUGCUCUGGAGUGCCGGCGCUGCCACAUCAAGUGCCACAAGGACCACAUGGACAAGAAGGAGGAGAUCAUCGCCCCCUGUAAAGUGAACUACGACAUUUCUACAGCCAAGAACCUGCUCCUGCUCGCCGUGUCCCAGGAGGAGCAGCAGAAGUGGGUGAGCCGGUUGGUCAAGAAGAUUCCCAAAAAGCCUCCACACCCAGAACAGUUCGCACGCUCCUCACCGCGGACCUCCAUGAAGGUUCAGCCCAGCCAGUCCAUGAGGAGGCCCAGUCGACAGCUCCCCACCAGCAAGAGCAGCCCUCGCAGGUCAAAUGGCUUCAAAAUAAAGCGAGAAGAUUCCAGCAGUACCUGUUAACCUUGCCCGGGAGUGUGGUGCAUCGACGAGGUGGUGGGAAGAGUUUCUUCCUAAAUCAAAGACUCUAUACAAAGCUCCGUUUGCAGAUCAGCACACUGGACUGGUUUCUCCACUGCCCACUCCACCCUGUCCCGUUUCAGCCUGCGAGAGUUACCAAGUCUGGCAUUUUCCAUUUUUAUUCAGCUUGUUUCCAAGCCACUUAGCAAGCUCACCUCAGCAUCUGUCGUCUUUACAGCAAGCUGGGCGUCUCAUAAACAUAUAACCCAAGUCCUCUCCUGGGUCCUUGGCGAGAGCACUUGUGCAGCUCUUGGAUGCUGGAGUAGCUUGUUCGGCUCCCACACAAUGGAGGAUAGCUCUUAUGAGCCUGACCAAGGCUGACAAGAACAGGGGAACACUUACCUUAACAGUUCUCUCCAGGACAGACAGUUCUCUGUCUGAUUGAAGCAGCCAGCAGGAAACCACCUCCACACCACCUUUGAGGAUUCUCAUGGCCAAAAGAAAAAAAAGACAAUCUUGUGUUUAAUGAUUGUGAACAAUAUGAAGGGUUUAAUGGGGGAACACUACACUCAGAAGAGUCUGUAUUUUUGUUGGCUUAUGGUGUCUGUACUUUCAAACUCUUUAACAUGAUUGUAGCUUCUUGCUUUUCACAGCUCUGCUUUCAGGUGCGUGUCCAUGGGGAAUCUUGAAUAAGGUACUUAGGAACCAAAUGAGCUGUGACUUCAUGGAAAGUCAUUAAGGCAGCAAAUGAAGCCCAGCUUCCUCUCGGAUAUGAGCAAAUAAUUCUCAGAGUGCCUCUUAUUCAGAUUUCUGACUCAUGCACACGCUGAAUCAUGGGUUUGAUGUCAAACGACUACAAAGGGAACAGAAUCCUGCUUGAAAUGGCAUUAGAUUAAGACAUGAAGUCCUCACGAUCCCAUAAUCUCUGCAAACCUGCACUGUCAGUUCUGAGGGUUAAUGUUUACUGAAUUCAAAGGGGUGCACCGUUAAUGCUUUCUGAUCCGAGCUCGGCUCCUUCUGUUGUUUUUGAAUGUACAUCUGGGCUUCACCAGAGACGACACACAGGCAUUGUAUUAUCCAAGUAUACUUGACUGAAGCCGCGCCUUUCAUCACAAACUACUCUGAGUGAACUUGCAUGCGUUUGCUUUUUCACCCACAUGCCUAGUCAUUUUUAGUCAGUACCAAAAGUGAAAAUGAGGGAAGUUAACCAAUAAGAAGCCGAAAUAAUGAAGGUAUCCAAUCAUAUCCUGAACCCAUGAGUGGAAAUACUGAGCAGCACUAUUCCAUUGAAGUUUUUUCUAAAAGUGUUUGUCCUUAUUUUUGUAUUAAAGGAAACCAAACUCUGAGUUUGGGCACAUUGUCGUAUGUAUGUGACUUAGUUAGCAGGUGGAGAGUAAACUGAGUGUGUGUGUGUGUGUGUGUGUGUGUGUGUGUGUGUGUGUGUGCGCACUCUCCUUUAACCAAGAAGCAUGUUUUAUACAUAUAAAUAUACACAGUAUAUAUUUUACAUGCCAUACAGUGCACAUUAUAUUAUUUAUACAGCUUUGUCCACUUUGUAUUUAAGGGUUCUACAUCCAGAUUGCAUGUUUGCUAUCAAACAGCUCUAUGAUAAUAACCACUUCAACAAUAAAGACAUGGAUGUGC
This is a messenger RNA of Haplochromis burtoni (Burton's mouthbrooder), 6603 nucleotides long. RefSeq names its product rho-associated, coiled-coil containing protein kinase 2a (gene rock2a). NCBI's taxonomy places the organism in Eukaryota, Metazoa, Chordata, Actinopteri, Cichliformes, Cichlidae. Gene Ontology annotation, molecular function: Rho-dependent protein serine/threonine kinase activity; ATP binding; small GTPase binding. The record is from RefSeq and is a predicted model, not a curated record. The transcript has 33 exons. Gene Ontology annotation, cellular component: cytoskeleton; centrosome; cytoplasm. The coding region runs from base 778 to 4962 and encodes 1394 amino acids. Gene Ontology annotation, biological process: peptidyl-threonine phosphorylation; actomyosin structure organization; Rho protein signal transduction.